AUGGAUAGUCUGAUCAAGGGCCUUAUGGAUGUGGUGCUCGACCAUCUCGGUCAAAAAGAUGAUGAAUCCCACAAUGAACGAUCUAGAUCAUCCUGGGCUCAGAGUGAAGGAAGAAGAAAUGAGGAGUGGCAGACUGAGGAUUCUAGACCUUCAAGGCGACCCCAAAAGGGUAUGAAAGAAAUGAAGGCAGAGAGCAGCAUGAUUAUAGCCGGAACUAGUGGAAUAGAAAGGUUGGUUACUGGAUUUUUUGAUGCUUUGACUCAUCAGAUCAGCUAA
Molecule: messenger RNA, 276 nt
Organism: Dovyalis caffra
Lineage: Eukaryota; Viridiplantae; Streptophyta; Magnoliopsida; Malpighiales; Salicaceae
Source: the annotation of a GenBank genome assembly